AUGUCGAGGCAAAAUUGCAUCAUAUUUGUUGUCAUCCUAUUGUUAACACAAACAACUUCUUUCAUCGAGGCGAGGACCUCGUGGGUUCCAUGGUAUCCUAAAACGACCGUGGUGGUGAAAAAUGAGGUGGAGGGAGGGUGGAAAUUGACACUUCAUUGUAAGUCCAGAGACGACGAUAUUGGAGCCUUUGUGUUGGUAACACACGAAGCCAUCAAAUGGAGAUUUCGACCGAACAUCUUUAGAACCACUCUGUUUUACUGCAGUGUUGAUUGGGGAGAGGGGGUUCAUUGGUUUGACGUCUACAUUCAUAAAAGGGACAUCUUGCGCUGCACUUAUUGUCAAUGGAUCAUAAAGAAGAGCGGUCCAUGUUUUUAUGACGCUGGGACACAUGUUUAUGAUUUCUGUCUUCCUUGGCAUUAG
This is a messenger RNA of Linum tenue, 420 nucleotides long. The record is from the annotation of a GenBank genome assembly. Lineage: Eukaryota; Viridiplantae; Streptophyta; Magnoliopsida; Malpighiales; Linaceae.